UGCACUUCAGUGGUGGCAGCGCUUCAGGAUGGGCGGCAGGGACUGUGAAGCAGCCUCGGAGCCAGAGCCCUCUGCCUGUGCCUGCAUGGAGUCAUGGUGGGAAAUGGUCCUGAGGAACCUGCGAUUUUUCCCACGCUCCUGCUCAGCACUCGGGAGAAAAAUAGCUGCUGAAUACCAAAGCUUCACUAGUAAAUCGUUCGCGGAACACGUUCUCCCUCCUCUGAUGAAUAUGCUAAUAUAUUUUAAUUUUCUUAAAAUUCCCCUUGUGGAUUUAAAGAAACCCGAGUCACAGAUCGCUCACACAGUGAACUUCUUCCUCAGGUCUGAGCCUGGGGUACUGCUUGGCGUCUGGCACACAGUCCCCAGCUGCCGGGGAGAAGAGGCCGAGGGGAAGUGUCGCUGCUGGUAUGAAGCUGCCCUUUGUGAUGGGAACCCCGUUAUUGUUUAUCUUCAUGGCAGUUCCCAUAACAGGGCAGCUUCUCACAGAAUUAAGCUGGUAAAGGUGCUGAGUGAUGGCGGCUUCCAUGUGUUGUCUGUGGACUACAGAGGGUUUGGGGAUUCCACUGGGACGCCCUCAGAGGCUGGACUAACCACAGAUGCUAUUUGUGUCUACGAAUGGGCCAAAGCAAGAAGCGGUAGAACUCCCGUGUGUCUGUGGGGCCAUUCUCUGGGUACAGGAGUUGCAACCAAUGCUGCCAGAGCAUUAGAGGAGAGAGGAUGUCCAGCUGAUGCCAUUGUCUUAGAAGCCCCAUUUACCAAUAUUUGGGUGGAACUCCUCAACUAUCCUCUGCUAAAGAUUUACUGGAAGCUUCCAAGAUGUUUAAGAGCGGUUAUGGAUGCCCUUAAAGAAGACAAAAUCGUCUUCCCUAACGAUGAAAAUGUGACCUUCCUGUCCUCCCCACUUCUCAUCUUGCACGGAGAAGACGACAGGACGGUGCCUCUUGCAUGUGGGAAACAGCUCUAUGAAAUUGCACGCAGUGCCUACAGGAACAAAGACAGGGUCAAAAUGGUUGUCUUUCCUCCUGGCUUCCACCACAACCUUCUUUGUAACAGUCCCAUGCUGCUAAGAAGCGUAAGAGACUUCCUGAGGCAGCAGUGGGCAUGAGAGCUGGUAGCAGAUGUGGCUGCCUGAGCUGUGCGGUUCCUUCAUGCAAGAUUACAUUGGGCUCCUUGGAGGAGCUGAAGCCUUCGACUCUUCCACAGGUCACCUGCCAUUUGAAUAAAGAAAGCUGU
Acomys russatus (golden spiny mouse) is the source of this 1233-nucleotide messenger RNA. RefSeq names its product abhydrolase domain containing 12B (gene Abhd12b). Gene Ontology annotation, molecular function: monoacylglycerol lipase activity; phosphatidylcholine lysophospholipase A1 activity. Lineage: Eukaryota; Metazoa; Chordata; Mammalia; Rodentia; Muridae. The coding region runs from base 29 to 1105 and encodes 358 amino acids. Gene Ontology annotation, cellular component: endoplasmic reticulum membrane. Gene Ontology annotation, biological process: monoacylglycerol catabolic process; phosphatidylserine catabolic process. The record is from RefSeq and is a predicted model, not a curated record. The transcript has 13 exons.